Aspergillus pseudonomiae is the source of this 2379-nucleotide messenger RNA. Its product is annotated as HET domain-containing protein. The coding region runs from base 261 to 2102 and encodes 613 amino acids. NCBI's taxonomy places the organism in Eukaryota, Fungi, Ascomycota, Eurotiomycetes, Eurotiales, Aspergillaceae. The record is from RefSeq and is a predicted model, not a curated record. The transcript has a single exon.
AAAUUUUAUAUAGUGUCUCGGCAUGAAAAGGACCGAAAAGAACACACGUAAGCCGAGACGCCACACGCUGGGCUGUGAAGUUAUCACGCACACCACUAAGCCUUGACAAGUUAGACUAGUUUGAAGAGGCUGGCAUCGCCUCAAUCCUCUCAGGUUCCGCCAGGUGGAACGUCCACCAUGAUGAUUAUCGUUAUCCAAUAGGUGGUGCUAUCUAAACGAUCCCCCUCUGCCUGCUCCGACAAAAUAUUAUAAAAGUGACAAUGGAGGAGGACAUACCCUGUCACGUCUAUUCCCGCAUCGAGCCCGAUGAAUUCCGUGUCAUCAGGAUUGUGGAGGUACAACCUCAGGUUAAGUUCAGCCUGCAGACAUUCUCCAUUUAUGAGGCCCCCGCGUAUGAAGCCCUGUCGUACGCAUGGGGUAACUCGCCGGAGUUGGAAGAUAGUGUCUGUAACGGUGCGCGUUUCCGCAUCUCCCAUACACUGGGUCAAGCGCUGCGCGGAAUCCACGCACAUUCUGGCGGGGGGUGGAUAUGGGUGGAUGCUAUAUGCAUUAAUCAAAGCGACGCAGAGGAAAAGGCACACCAGGUCGCGGGGAUGGGAGAGCUCUAUUCCUGUGCAGACCAAGUUCUGAUCUGGCUAGGAGAUGCCACUGAUGAGAGCGAUAUGGCGUGUUCGCUGUUGCCCGAACUUACGGAAAAGAUCUGGGCGCUGAAAGAGAGCACAGGAUGGAAACCGCUAACCACAGACGAGAUCGUAACGCAAGGCCUUCCACAUCCUGAUGAUCAGCUCUGGCGCGCCGUUCUGCUGCUCUACAGUCGGCCCUGGUUUCAGCGACUCUGGAUUGUUCAGGAAGUCGUUUUGGCGCCCCAGUGUGUUUUUCUAUGCGGUGCGCAGCAGGUCGAAUGGCAUGUUGUGGUGAAUUUUGCAAUUGCCGCGUCAAAAUCCUUUUUCGUCAGCAAUAUCGCUGGCUUGCACGUGGAUGCGAUGGGUGAGGAUCAGGUAAGCCGGUCGACGAAUGGGAUCAAACUCAUCCGGAGCUCACGCCGUUUGAAAGAUGGGUUGGAGGAAGCCGAAAAGGAGAUCGAGGGGCUUUAUGCAACGAUGGACAUCAUGCAGAGCCAGGGCGCCUCCGUGAAGGUAGACUAUGUCUAUGCAGUUCGCGACAUGCUGCCAGACGCCAUGCGUCAAAAGGUGGUGGUGGACUACUCCGAUGAGGCUAAGCAGAAUUACGGCAUCGUUCACGCAAGGUUUUUCCGCCAAUGCUUGGAGAGGGUCAGAGAUUGGCCAUCGUUGCGCUUUCCUCCAACAACGACCCAUGCAAAUAUCCCUUCAUGGUGCCCGCCUUGGGGCAGUGGCUGGAAUUACCGCUAUCUGCCCGUCGUGGGUUGUAAAGCUGGAAGACCGGCUGCAACGUCUCUCCCAUCGACCUCUGGUAACCUGUCGCUUACGGCCAACAGCGGUGAUGAAGGGAUCCUGUGUAUUGCUGGCUUGUUUGUGGAUACAAUCCAAGAUAUCGUUCCCCUCAGCCAGGUGUUUGGCGAGAGCUCAAACGUUUUUCAUGCACAUCGAAUCUUGAGAGCUCUGAAGGAUUGCUUGGCUUACAUUCCCCACCAUGCCCACAGUCACCAACGCCUCCUUGGUGUUCUAAUUGGCCAGUGUGGCUGGCUCGAAUCACCCGAAUUCUCUGGGCGUCCGGACGGUGAUGUUCUAGGCAGUUUUAUCGCAUUCCUAGAGCUCACUGCAAACGAAAAGCAUGAAGAUGGGGCUGAUCCACUCCCUGUCAACCUAAACACGGCGGAAUACUUUCUUGACGAGCAUCGGUUCUGGCGGGGCUAUCUCAACCUCAUCAUCAUUCGAUGGCCAGGCAGAAGCUUUGCGUUUACCAACAACGGCCGUAUGGCUAUAGUGCCAUGUGACACCAAACCCGGAGACACUGUGUGCGUCUUUCUGGGAGCAACUCUUCCGCAGGUUGUAUCUCGGCACGAAGAUGGCGUACACAGCCGAUAUGUGGGGCCCAGUGUUGUCGAUGGCAUAAUGCAAGGAGAGGUCUUUGACACUAUGGGGGAGUGGAUGAAGAAUAAGGAGACGAUCCGUUUGAGAUAGCAUCUAGCAGCUGUCCGUCCUGGUGGCCGGUUACGCAUGGUGCAAUGCAUUGUGUUAUCCCUCUCAGACUUUGUAAGCUGUUAUAGUAUUUAUGUAAAUUGGCGAGUUCGGGUUGAAAGAAGAAGACUCACGCAGGCCAUGAUUGCACCCUGCCUACCCCUAUACAUGGCUUUCCAUAGCCUACCAAUGUCGCAUGAAACCUGCCAUGCAUCUUUGCAAAUAAAAGCCAUCGAGACUAGUAGGGUUAAACCAUUCCAUUUCAGAUACUCGGUUUAGC